AUGGUAGAUGUUACAAGACUUUACGUUUUAUUCUUGGUUCCAGUGAACGUAAAACCGAAAACAAAACGUGCAGUUCACAUACAAUCUAUCCCAUCAUCAGACAUCAUUGCAACCCGCGAAAUACAUCACGGACUGGCUAGGCUCUAUGAAAUACAUCCCUAUAAUGGGACUAGGCUUUUUUUAUUUGGCGUUAGUACAUAUUUUGGCUCUGAGGAAAACCGGAAGAUUGAUUUGGAAAUGUUGCAGUCAGUUUUCGAUAGUGAUCAACGUUUUGUUGUUAUCAGUGACAAUAAAUUUCAGACGCAUCCAUGUCGUUUUCUUCUCGAACGUUUCACGUCGUCCGGCUGUGAGAUUUCACGAGUGGAUGAUUUGCAAUUACCAUCUUACCCCAAAACAAUUCCCGCUAUUACAUUAGAUAUUUUCCGUAAUCAAAAUAUCUUGCACAAAAUUUUAGAUAAAAAACUAGGUCGAUUAUUAGUUGAAAUGAGGCGAUAUUUACGAAUGGCUGUAACUUUCACACUGUUUGAAUAUAUUCGGAGAAAUUUCGAAAAUUUACUUAAUGGUCAGAUGGAAAUUCUUACGGCUGAUGUUGAGAAAGAAGAAAAUGUGAUAAUAGUAGUGAGAUAA
Loa loa (African eye worm) is the source of this 627-nucleotide messenger RNA. RefSeq lists its product as hypothetical. Lineage: Eukaryota; Metazoa; Nematoda; Chromadorea; Rhabditida; Onchocercidae. Gene Ontology annotation, molecular function: protein binding. The coding region runs from base 1 to 627 and encodes 208 amino acids. The transcript has 5 exons. The record is from RefSeq and is a predicted model, not a curated record.